This is a messenger RNA of Hylaeus anthracinus, 3254 nucleotides long. RefSeq names its product polyphosphoinositide phosphatase (gene FIG4). Gene Ontology annotation, biological process: phosphatidylinositol dephosphorylation. Gene Ontology annotation, molecular function: phosphatidylinositol-3,5-bisphosphate 5-phosphatase activity. Lineage: Eukaryota; Metazoa; Arthropoda; Insecta; Hymenoptera; Colletidae. The transcript is spliced from 14 exons. Gene Ontology annotation, cellular component: intracellular membrane-bounded organelle. The record is from RefSeq and is a predicted model, not a curated record. The coding region runs from base 104 to 3184 and encodes 1026 amino acids.
CUGACAUACGUUUGUUUACUACAUGUCAGCUCCAAAUGUCAUGUUCUAGCCUAAAAAUUAGUUACAAGAAAAAGUCGAAGAAUUGUUUAAUAAAUACUUUACAAUGGACAAUUCAUCGCCAAUUGUUGUAUUCCAUCCUAUUAUUUCAUCGAUACAAAAAAUCGCUCUUUAUGAAACGAAAUCGAGAUUUUAUUUGAUGGGAUCGAACAACGCCUUAACUCGUUUUCGUGUAUUAAAAAUCGAUCGUACCGAGCCAAAGGAAUUAAUCGUCGUGGAUGAUAAAAGGGAGUACACCAAAGACGAGAUAAAGGAUCUCGUAUACAUGAUAGACAUGGGUAAUCUUACGCGUGCUGGACAACGAAGUAACAUUGGCGGGAUUUCGAGAGUUAUUUCAGCUUUUGGUAUUGUUGGCAGCAAUUACAAUGAAUCUACACCUGACAACGGUGUAUCAGAAGAGUCUGAGCACCAAGAAUUUCAAAAGCCGCUGCACAAACCGACUCAAACUAAAUUCACCUGGAAAACAAUGUGGCAGAGGGACAGUUUUCCCCGACUAGUAUCAGCUUUCGGUCUUCUUGGUUUUGUACGUUUUCUGGAGGGAUACUAUAUAAUUCUCGUCACAAAACGAUGUAGGGUGGCUGUAAUCGGACAUCAUACUAUAUAUAAAGUAGAAGAUACUUCGAUGAUUUAUAUACCAAAUGACACCGUGCGUGUCUUUCACCCCGACGAACAAAGAUACGUGAAAAUGUUUCAAAGUAUCGAUCUUAGCAGUAAUUUCUACUUUAGUUAUUCAUACGACUUAACACAUACCCUGCAAAAUAAUAUGACUCCACCGAAGCAUAUUAAAUCGAAUGUACCUAAUACUUUCGGCAAUGUUUCGAGUCGCACAGGAAAUGACGAUACCGAGGACGCAGGAGACUUUUUUAAUAUGUGGGCAUUUAGAAAGAACCAUCAGAACAAUAGUACAGAGAAAUAUAUCGAUUAUGGUGUACGAAGUAAUCCAAAUCGUCGAUUUGUAUGGAACUCUCAUCUUUUGAAACCAGCAGAAAAAGAUUUACAUCGUGACUGGAUAUUAUAUGUCACACACGGAUUUAUUGGUCAAUCAAAUGUUAGUAUUUUUGGAAGAUCCAUGUACGUAACUAUUAUUGCCAGGCGGAGCAAUAAAUACGCGGGCACCAGAUUUUUAAAACGAGGGGCGAAUUUUGAUGGUGAUGUUGCCAAUGAAGUAGAAACGGAACAAAUUGUUCACGACUCUGGUGUAAGUUGUUUAAAUAAGGGUCGCUUUAGUUCGUUUGUUCAAAUGCGUGGAUCAGUUCCUGGUCACUGGAGCCAAUAUGUUAGUAAAAUGGUACCUAAACCUACUAUAGCUUGCGAUUUAGCAGAUCCAUACGUAGAAACAGCAGGGGCACACUUCAAUCAAUUGCUAAAGAGGUAUGGUUCUCCCAUUAUAAUACUUAAUCUGGUCAAAAAACGGGAGAAAAAGAAACAUGAAAGCACGCUGAGCGAAGAAUUAUGUAUGGCUGUGAAAUAUUUAAAUCAAUUUUUGCCACCGGAGCACCAUAUUCAGUACAUAAGUUUUGAUAUGGCUCGAAUGAAUAAAAGAAAAAAAGUCAAUGUUAUGGCACGUUUAGCAAAUAUAGCGUAUAAUGCAGUAUUAAAAACCGGUAUUUUUCAAUCGCAAAACCCAUAUUACAGUCAGAGAAAUCUAUUUUCUUUCCAAUCUAAUAAUGCUAGAAAACUUAACAAAACGAACUCAAACACAGCUUUAUCGCUCGAUUCUUAUAACGAUCAAAGUUCGAUAAAUUUGACAGUUGAAAGUAGCAAUAAUUUAUUUAUGAAUUGCAAUGCUGGUUCGCAAUCUAUCAUAGAAAAUAAUUUUGAUGAAACAAAUCAGAUAGAAAAUACAGUAAGGCAGUGUUUUAGUACAAAAGGCACAUUACAAACUGGAAUUAUUAGGACGAAUUGCGUGGAUUGCUUGGAUCGUACAAAUACAGCACAAUUUGCAAUAGGAAAAUGUGCAUUGGGUUUUCAGUUAUGUGCUUUAGGUGUUCUAGAAUCUCCUAAAUUAGAAUUUGACUCUGAUUGUGUGAGAAUGUUAGAGGAGCUUUAUGAGGAUCAUGGUGACACAUUAGCAUUACAAUAUGGUGGUUCCCAAUUGGUGCACAGAAUAAAAACUUACAGGAAGACUGCACCGUGGACCAGUCAGGGUAAUGACAUAAUGCAGACCCUCAGUAGAUAUUACAGUAACACUUUCAGUGAUCAAGAAAAACAGCAUACUAUUAAUUUAUUCUUAGGUUUAUUUAUUCCUGAGGAAGGGAAACCGCCAAUUUGGGAACUUUUAACAGAUUACUACCUUCAUCAUAAACCAGCUUGUCAAUAUUCUCACAGAACAAAGCUCUUAACACAAUGGUGGGAUACUAAUGUGUUAAAGUGUCUUCCUUAUGCGUUGAAUGAAGUAACAAAAGCUUGCACGGAAAUAAUACAAGUACAAAAUUCAACAGAAGAAAUGAUCGAUGUUUAUUACGAUUAUCAUCGACCAUACGAAUUGUCUUUACUUUCUGAAGUUUACGCGUAUAAAAUAAGUCAUUCGGUCAGAGAUUUUAUGCCGAAUUGUACAACGAGUUUUAGUCCUUUCGCGGUACGAGUUCGACCAGGUAAAAGAAGGGAACAAACAGGUAAUAAAAAUUUGAAUAUGAAGAAUCCUUCUAUGACGGGACAAAGUAGCACAAGUAGUACGACCUCGAGUGCAAGUUCGAGCGACGAUUUGAGUUCAGAUGAAGAUGAGAGCCAUCAACAUACUAACGAGUCUCAGCUAAUAACUUCGAAAGAAAGUUUAGAAUUUACAUCUUUCGAGUCAUUAUUUCCAUCUAUGAAGGAAGUGUAUGGAACUCAACCUGAAUAUCCUAAAAGAAAUGAUGUAGUAUUAUAUAAAAAAUUCGUCUUAAUUGGACGUAAUGCGACGUAUUUAGAUUAUAAGACACUUCGUUCGAAAUUGAUUCAAGAGUCAUCAUUUCCUGAAACUGUAACUCCCGUGAUUAAAUUACCGGUAGUAACGGAACAUAGUAUAAGUAUAUAUCAACAGUAUGUUAAAAGAGCGUACGUUGGUGGGUCCCUGCCAAAUUCAAGUGAUAUUAAUUUAUAUGAAAAUUAUACAAAGCAAGCAGCAACAACAGCAGUAGUUACUUAAAAGAAUAAGAAAAAUUUGUAUAUAUAUUAUUAUAUAUUUCGUACAAUAAAAUAAACAAAACAUUAUACAG